Messenger RNA from Lampris incognitus (smalleye Pacific opah), 1753 nucleotides. RefSeq names its product G patch domain and KOW motifs (gene gpkow). NCBI's taxonomy places the organism in Eukaryota, Metazoa, Chordata, Actinopteri, Lampriformes, Lampridae. Bases 1 to 1524 code for a protein of 507 amino acids. The record is from RefSeq and is a predicted model, not a curated record. Gene Ontology annotation, biological process: mRNA splicing, via spliceosome. The transcript is spliced from 11 exons. Gene Ontology annotation, cellular component: spliceosomal complex. Gene Ontology annotation, molecular function: nucleic acid binding.
AUGGCGUCGUGUGGCGGCGAUGGUGCGUCGAACACCGUUACCUCCGAAGACCAAGUAGAGAGGAAAACAGGGGCGGUGUCAUUUGGUUUUACUAAAACGGUUAAUAAAUUCAAAUCGCACAGUGACGCCGCGUCCAAAGAGCAGGAUGACCGAGAUUACCUGACCGGUAUUGACGGGAAAGAGUUGCAGAGCACAAAGCCAACAGAGAAGAAGAAAGAGCUCAUCAUCCCUCUCAUUCAGAAGAACCGCUGGUGCAGACCGGCUGGGACGGGCCAAGCUACUCAGGAACAUGAAGCCAGAACAGAACAAGCAACUCCAGAACUCAACUCUGUGGAAUCUCAGGCUGUCAGAGAGCUUAUUGAAGAAUCCAAGAGGCAGUCUGAGAUGUGGGAAAAUGGGUCUCAACCAGACCAAGACCUUUCCAUACCCUUGUUGAUGCAAAACCAUGUGCCCCAGGGAUUUGAGGAUGGAGAAAAAAUUCAAGUGGACCUACGACCUGAAUCUUCCACAGAGGCAGAUUACGAGAGCAUUCCUGUUGAGGCGUAUGGACUAGCGAUGCUGAAGGGAAUGGGAUGGAAAGAAGGGGAAGGCAUUGGACGCACCUUUAAACAAAACAUAAAGCCGAUCGAGCAUCAGCUCCGGCCAAAAGGUUUGGGCCUCGGAGCCGAUCGUUCAGCCAUCAGGGAUCUGGAGCCCAGCAGACGUCGACGCCCCCCCAAGCCCGGCGAGGAGCAGGAGAAGGAGGAGGCCUUGGUCCUGGGGCCUGGGGGCUGUGUGCUGGUGGAGUCUGGGGCACACAAAGACCUGUAUGGGAAGAUAGAGGGCGUUGAUCCGGACAAUGCCCGAGUUGUGGUGAAGCUGGCAAUCGGCGGCAAGACCGCAACAAUCAGCCAGUACGCUUUAAAACUGGUUGAUCGCAAAGAGUACGAGAAGUACAGCAAGGACCUCAGUCGUCUCAGCAAAGCCCACAAAGACAAGGAGAAGGAAAAGGAGAAACAGAGACGGGAUGAGAAAGAGAGGAAGCAUAACGGCCACGACGAAAGGGUGAAACACAGAUCGUCAGAGAGAGACAGGGACGGAAGGAAAGAUGAGAGGAAAAGAAAACACAAAGACGCAAGCCCAGACAGAGAGAAGCCUAUGCCGAAGGAGACAAGGGGACCACUGGCUGCCCCCUCCUGGCUCCAGAGAGACCUGAGAGUGCGAUUCGUUGACAGAGCUUUUAAGGGGGGCAGAUACUACAACUCAAAGAUGCGCAUUGAGGACGUCCUGAUGCCGAGUACCUGCGUGUGUCGAACCGAAGAUGGGAGAUUGCUGGACGAUGUGAAGCAGGAAAUGCUGGAAACCGUCGUGCCGAAGAACGACUCCGAUGUCAUAAUGGUCAUACUGGGCGAACACAGGGGACAGGUGGGCCGUGUCCUCCAGCGGGACAGAGACAGGUGCAGAGCAAUGGUACAGCUGGAUCGGUAUGAAGAGGUGUUCACGCUGGAUUACGAUUCUAUCUGCCAUUAUCUGGGAGAACACUGACCUCCCCCCAUCCCAUCCUCAUUUUAAUCGCUUCCCUUUCCCGUCCCGAUUCCAGCCCUCUUUUCUGUGUAAUGCUCUUAAUAAUUUUCCGAAGAGACCUUGUUUCACUAUAUUGUUUUUGUAAUAAAAUGAUGGAAAGAAUUUCAUUUGUAAAGAUUGUCUUUACGGAUGCUCAGUAGUCCAGGAGCUGAUUCAACUUGCUUUGCUUUGUAAAGAUUAUUAAAAUAAG